CUCACUGCCAGCUCUGUGGCUGAUCAGUAGACCGAAUAGGACGUCAAUUCUCGAUCGGUGCAUGCUCGGUUGGCAUUUAGAGGAUAGCAUUAUUUGUAGCGUGGCGCCAUCUUUUCUGAGUAAAUUAUCGGAAUGUGGAACGUAAUUGCCGACCUACGGACAGCAGUCAUCGCUGGCGUGGCUGCCGUCCUGUUCCUCCUGUGGCUGGCCCAUCGACAGCCCAGAAACAUUCCCCCUGGACCGAGGGGUUGGCCGCUACUGGGCUACUUGCCCAAACUUAUUUUGAGUGACGACGUACCCGUCACCCUCACCAAGGAGGCCCAACGGUAUGGCGAGGUGAUGAGCGUCAACCUCGCUGGUCAGUUGGUCGUGGUGUUGACCAGUCCUAGAGCUGUGAAGGAGGCAUUCUACAACCCUGAUGUCAGUUCCAGGCCAUACAAUAAUCUAUAUCACACGUUGGUGCCCAACGGAAAAGGUGUUGCAACAUGCUCUGGUCAGGAUUGGUCUGUGCAAAGAAAGUUCUGCCAGUCAAUGUUUAACAGUUUCGGCAUCGGGAAAUCAAGUUUCGAAGACAGCAUCACUACGGAAGCAGCAAGUCUUGUCAAGGAGAUGCGAUCUUACAAGGAGCGUCCCUUCAACCCAACCGCCCUUUUCUGCAAUGCUGUCUCAAAUAUCACCUGUUCGGUGACCUUCGGUAAGAGAUUCGAGUACUCGGAUCCACGAUUUCAGAAGCUGCUGGCCUCCUUGAUCCGAGUGUUUGAAGUAAUGGGCUCCGGAGGGGCUGUGCAGUUCUUACCCAUCGCUCAGAAGCUGACGUUUCUCCCCAGCUACAAGGAGCUCUUGAGCCGCGUUGGCUCAAUCAUGAAGUUCAUUCGAGGAGAAGUUGAGGCCCAUCGUCGAGACUUUGACCCGGAUAAUUGCUUGGAUUUCAUCGAUACCUACCUGAACAAGAUCCGGAGUCAGAGUGGUGCUGAUGCUACAUCUCCGCUCAAUCCAGACAACUUACUCGUCACGAUUUUUGAGCUGUUCAUGGCUGGCUCGGAUACUACCUCUUGCAGUCUCAGAUGGGCCUUGCUGUUCAUGAUGGCUCAUCCGGAAGUCCAGGCUGGGGUGCAGCAAGAGCUCGAUGACGUCGUUGGUCGGAACCGUCUACCGCGUCUCAGCGACCUUCCAAAUUUGCCUUACACGGAGUCCACUAUACUGGAGAUACUUCGCGUGAGGGUAAUAGCACCACUCCCUAUGCCUCACCGCGCAUCGAAACAAACGCAGAUUCUCGGUUACCACAUCCCAAAAGAUACGUUAGUCAUUGAGAACCUCUGGGCUCUUUGCAGAAAAGAAAGUGUCUGGAAAGAUGCAGACACGUUUGACCCCAGCCGAUUCUUGAAGGAUGGCAAAGUCUCGUCCCUUCGAGAGAAACUUUCGGUCUUCGGUAUCGGUCGUCGGGCAUGUUUCGGGGAGAAGUUGGCGCGGAUGGAGUUGUUCAUCUUCUUCUCUUUCCUCCUGCAUCAGUUCACCUUCAAGAAACCCGAGGGGGCCCCGCCCAUCACCCUGAAGUCUACCAAUGGUUUUGUUGUGGCCCCACUACCUUACCAGACCUGUGCGGUGUCACGAGACUAGAUCGGCACUGAAACCAUUGUAUAUCAAGAGAAGCACAUUGCUACCGCUAGCCUGAGAGCGUUGAUUUGCAUAGUUCAGGUAUACGUUUCCACUUUUCCAUACAAUUCAUGGUUUUUGUGGUUUUUCGUAUCUGGCAUUCAACACAGCUGUUGGUUACAGUGUGGUGCUAAAAGAGUAACGAAUACACACACAAAUCGCUAAAUAGGAAUACAUUUGCUUAUCAUUAUUUACCUCUGUAAAAUUGGAGACUCAAAUGGAAAGACUCUUAUACUUCUCCAGCAUACAACCUUUAAUAUCGAAUUUAAUGUUUUGUAGAAAUGUAAAUCCACUUGCAAGAAGCUAUACAGUUUUCAAUGUUUGAUUACAUGUGUAUUCAAUUUUUGGAAGAGACACAUAUUAAGACCGCCUCCCAUGCUGUAAUAAACAUUAACCUAUUAACCUUACAUUCUGUGUAUAAUUGAAUCUGUUUUGUCUGGUUACUCAAAGAGUGAAACUGCUUUUUAUGCGUAUGAGCGAAGUGAAGCAGCAUGGAAGGGGAAUAUUGCGAUAGUGUAUUCCUUCUGGGUUGCAUCCACCCAGACUGAGAACUUUGGGGUGUGUGUGUGUGGCAGGGCCCAGUUUUAGUUGUAUAUUUUCAUGUAUUUAAUGUAUAGUGUAUUAAAUAGGAGUAGCUCCCCUUAGAAAAAGAAAUCAUUUUAGUUACUCAAGAUUCCCCCCCCCCUUUUUGUUGGUAGUGUGUCCCCCUGUUUGUUUACUUUAGCCCACAUGUUCCCCCUAUAUAAGCUGCCACAUGGUCAAGCCACAAUUCAGUCCAUCCAGCAGACCAGCAGAGACAAGUCAUUCAUGCAUAUAUAUUUUCCUCCUAACUGGAGUGCUGUCCUGAUUGGGUUCAAGUCUGUUGUUGGAGUCAUUGACUUUAUUCCUGCUUGAGUGUCUUUUAAAAGAUCCACUAUUCACACUGUGUUGGUUUUUAACUUGGUUUUAUCAUUGGUUUUAGAUUUUAUGUUUUAAGUCUCAAUUUCUUGGUUUAAGAUUUUUGUAAAUAAAUUCUUUUUGUCUUUGUUGUUCUAAAUCUAGAAUUCGUCUCUGGUCUCUAUUAAUUCAAUUAGAGAUCUUCGAAAUACUGCAUCGACGCGUCACGCACACAUUUUUAUAAAGUAUGACAUUUUUAAAAGUUGGUAUAUAGAGCCAACGUGCCUUUUACAAAAUUUGAAUUUUCUUUUCCGAACGAAAUAUGAAGGAACUAUUAUGUCCUGUAACAAAUAAAUUUGCUUGUUUGAGUUUGCAGGCCUUUACUCAGAUUUGAAAGUUGGCUUUAACUGACGCGCUCCAGUUCUGAAAUUGCUCACAUGUGGCUUUUUUCUUGGCAGGGCCAAGAUUUAGUUGUGAAGUUUUGUCCGAUAGCGAUGUAGUUAAUGUCCAAUAAGUUGGGUUUUUUAAGACAAAUGGAUGAAUUCACUCUGUGUUCAGGAAAGUUUGAGUUCUGUGUUCAGGUCAGGUCAGGACAAGGUUAAGAAUUAAGUUUUACUGCUCUGUGGCAACUUAACUCAGAAGGUAACAAAUUUAGGAUUUAUAGCUUGAACUCAGAGGGUAUAAGGACAAUUAAGAUUUACUGUUCUACAAAUGGAUGUCAACUUUGAACUCAUGACCUUCCUACUGGUCACGUUCAGGGUGCAGAGUAUAGUUUCAUUGUUUACAGCAUUGGUGUAUUUAGUAGCUCCCCUCGGGAAAAAGAAAUCAUUUAAGUUUCAGUUUAGACCCCCCCCCUUCCCCUAUAUAAUCUGCCACAUAGUUAAGCCUCAUUUAGUACAGCCAGCAGACCAGCAGAGACAACUUCACAUUUACUAUAUGUUCCUCCUACCUGGAGUGUGUUCCUGCUUGAGAUUGUCUGCUUGUCAAGUCAUUGAUUUUCGCCAAAGUGUAUUCUAAGAUCCAUUAAUUCACACUGUGUUGGUUUAAGUUUCUUUUUAAGUUGGUUUUUUAGGUUUUGGUCUUUAACAUGGUUUUAUCAUUGGUUUAAGUUGGUUUUAAGGUUUAUGUCUUUGGUUUUUUAGGUUUAAGUUUUUGGUCUUCAUCUUUAGUUUUGAUUUUAUGGUAUCGGUUAUUGGUCUUUGAUUUGAAGUUCUUGUAAAUAAAUCCUUUUUGUCUUUUUUGGGGGUUUAAAAUCUA
Molecule: messenger RNA, 3786 nt
Organism: Patiria miniata (bat star)
Lineage: Eukaryota; Metazoa; Echinodermata; Asteroidea; Valvatida; Asterinidae
Product: cytochrome P450 2J6-like
Exons: 3
Coding region: 133-1617 (494 amino acids)
Biological process (GO): xenobiotic metabolic process
Cellular component (GO): intracellular membrane-bounded organelle; cytoplasm
Molecular function (GO): heme binding; iron ion binding; oxidoreductase activity, acting on paired donors, with incorporation or reduction of molecular oxygen, reduced flavin or flavoprotein as one donor, and incorporation of one atom of oxygen
Source: RefSeq, a predicted model, not a curated record